This is a messenger RNA of Solanum lycopersicum (tomato), 813 nucleotides long. Its product is annotated as photosynthetic NDH subunit of subcomplex B 3, chloroplastic. Lineage: Eukaryota; Viridiplantae; Streptophyta; Magnoliopsida; Solanales; Solanaceae. Gene Ontology annotation, biological process: P450-containing electron transport chain. Gene Ontology annotation, cellular component: chloroplast thylakoid membrane. The record is from RefSeq and is a predicted model, not a curated record. Gene Ontology annotation, molecular function: 2 iron, 2 sulfur cluster binding.
AAGUAAAGAUAAGGAAGGAGAGCCACCCACACCAUUUUAUUUAUAGAAAAUAUUGUAAAGCUCCAUUGCUGGCAGUAGCAGUGAAAUGAGAGCAAUUGAAAUAUACUGGUAUGGGGGCUUAGCCGCUUCCACUCUAUCACAAUCAUCAUUGUCGUGUAUUUCCAAGGUUCAUCAGAGAUGCCUGCGAACAAAAAUCAAAGCAGUUGCAAGUAGUCAUGAGAAGGAAGAGGCUUGUGUGAAGUUUGCCUUUGUCAGCUCAGUACUCCUACCAGAUGGGACACCAGAUGUGCAGCUAAGGAAAGCAUGUGGCGGCCAAAAACUUAGGGACAUAAUGCUCGAUGCUAAUGUCGAGUUGUAUGGACCUUAUGCAAGACCUUUGCUCAAUUGUGGGGGAGGAGGAACUUGUGCUACAUGUUUGGUUGAGGUUGUUGAAGGAAAGGAGCUACUCAACCCUCGCACAGACAAGGAGAAUGAAAAUUUAAAACGGCAUCCAAAUAAUUGGAGGCUUGCUUGUCAGGCAAUAGUUGGUAAACCUGAUUCUAGAGGCAUGAUGACCAUUCAGCAACUUCCGGAAUGGAAAGCACACGAGUGGAAUUAUAGAGGAUUACCGCCUAAUGAAGAGGAAGAAGAAGAAGCAGCAUCAAUUUCUUCAUCUUCAGCCUGAGUUUUUAUCUUUACACAACAGCUUGAUCAAUUAUGUAUGUCAUGUCACAAUAACCAGCUCUUCUCUUUUUGAGUCCAAUUAUAUAUGAGCUUCAUAAAUUUCUAAAAGUAAAAGAAAAUACUUGGAAUGGGAACAAUAAUUGAUUAGUA